Messenger RNA from Rhinolophus ferrumequinum (greater horseshoe bat), 6260 nucleotides. It is a transcript of the gene GAB1, whose product is annotated as GRB2 associated binding protein 1. The record is from RefSeq and is a predicted model, not a curated record. Lineage: Eukaryota; Metazoa; Chordata; Mammalia; Chiroptera; Rhinolophidae. The transcript is spliced from 12 exons. Bases 818 to 3073 code for a protein of 751 amino acids.
CGCAAGGGGACGGGACAGUGGGAUCCAUCCCCAGAGCCGAGAAGCCGAGCGCCUGGUUCCUCCCCGCUCCCCGCCCUCUUCGGCGGCCGCGAGCGUGAACCCACCCUCCGGCGAAACCUGCUGGGUCCCUAGCGCCUGCCGCCCUGCGCUGCCCAGCGCUUGGCGGCCGACUCAGGACCUACCCUGCGCCCACUGCCCACCGGACCCUCGCAGUUUUCCCUUUCCUCCCCGCUUCCCGGGCGUGCGGGGCAGUGACCCGCCAUCCUCCGACGAGGGCGAAGGGGAGGAUUGUCCCGGGCGCACCGAAACCGAGAGCGGGCAAGCUGGAGUGGACGCUGCGCGGGGCAUUGUGUGUGUGAGUGUGUGUGUGCGCGUGCAGCAUAGUGUCUUUCGGAAAGCACUCUGGGGAGGUCCUGUCCCUAGGGGGCGGAGCGCAGGGGACCGAGGCUCCUGCUCCGGGCCGGGGCAGAGUCCCACGGAUCCCGAUCGCUGCUGAGGAGGCCGCGGGACGGGGCGCCUGGCUGGAAGGCGGACGCCGUGAAGGGAGGCCGGGGCGCCCUCGGUCCGGGGACUGCCCCUGCUCCGAGGUGUCGGCCUCCGCGGCGCAGCCCGUUUCUGUUCAAGUUCGCGGAUCUGCGAGAGAGAGCCUCGGACGCGGAGAGCCGGCACUCCUAGUAGCCCGCCCGCUCCGUCGGCCCGAGCUGCGCGACCGGAGAGCGAGGUCCCAGCGUCUGCGCUACCGGCAGGCGUCGACUGUAUCGGGAUCGCGCCCGCCCGCCCCUCUGCUGCCCGGGCCGGAGCCCGAGAGGCGCGCACCAUGAGCGGCGGCGAAGUGGUCUGCUCGGGAUGGCUUCGCAAGUCCCCCCCGGAGAAAAAGUUGAAGCGUUAUGCAUGGAAGAGGAGAUGGUUUGUGCUACGCAGUGGUCGUUUAACUGGGGAUCCAGAUGUCUUGGAAUAUUACAAAAAUGAUCAUGCCAAGAAGCCUAUCCGUAUUAUUGAUUUAAAUUUAUGUCAGCAAGUUGAUGCUGGAUUGACAUUUAACAAAAAAGAGUUUGAAAACAGCUACAUUUUUGAUAUCAACACCAUUGACCGAAUUUUCUACUUGGUAGCAGACAGUGAGGAAGAGAUGAAUAAGUGGGUUCGUUGUAUUUGUGACAUCUGUGGGUUUAAUCCUACAGAAGAAGAUCCUGUGAAGCCCCCUGGCAACUCCUUACAAGCACCAGCAGAUUUACCGUUAGCUGUAAAUACAGUACCACCAUCCACCCAGGUGGAGUCGUCCUCUGUGGCUCCACCUCCUCCAUACCAGCUAAUUAACCUUCCACCACAUCUGGAAACUCUUGGCAUCCAGGAGGAUCCUCAAGACUACCUCUUGCUAAUCAACUGUCAAAGCAAGAAGCCUGAACCUACCAGCCAAGGGUCAUCUUUUGUUUCUGAAGAAGGAGAGGAAUACCUACUACUAGAAGAUUUUGAAAGCAAAACGAUUCCAUUGCAAACACAUGCGGAUUCUACAAAAUCCACCUCUUCGGACACAGACUGCAAUGAUAAUGUCCCUUCUCAUAAAAAUCCUGCUUCCUCCCAGAGCAAACACGGAGUAAAUGGCUUCUUCCAGCAGCAAAUGAUGUAUGACUCUCCACCGUCUCGUGCUGCGUCUGUUUCUGUCGACUCCAGCCUUUACAACCUACCCAGGAGUUAUUCCCACGAUGUUUUACCAAAGGCGUCUCCAUCAAGCACCGAAGCAGAUGGAGAACUCUAUGUUUUUAAUACCCCGUCUGGGACAUCGAGUGUAGAGACUCAGAUGAGGCAUGUAUCUGUUAGUUAUGACAUUCCUCCAGCACCUGGUAAUACUUACCAGAUUCCACGAACAUUUCCAGAAGGAACCUUGGGACAGACAUCAAAGCUAGACACUAUUCCAGAUAUUCCGCCACCACGGCCACCGAAACCACACCCGCCUCAUGACCGAUCUCCUGUGGAAACAUGUAACAUCACACGCACGGCCUCAGACACUGACAGCAGUUACUGUAUCCCCACCGCAGGAAUGCCGCCGUCACGCAGCAAUACCAUUUCCACUGUGGAUUUAAACAAACUGCGGAAAGAUGCUAGUUCUCAAGACUGCUAUGAUAUUCCACGAACAUUUCCAAGUGAUAGAUCUAGUUCACUUGAAGGCUUCCAUAACCACUUUAAAAUCAAAAAUGUAUUGACAGUAGGAAGUGUAUCAAGUGAAGAACUGGAUGAAAAUUACGUCCCAAUGAAUCCCAACUCUCCGCCUCGAAAACAUUCCAGCAGUUUUACGGAACCAAUUCAGGAAGCCAAUUAUGUGCCGAUGACUCCAGGGACAUUUGAUUUCUCUUCAUUUGGAAUGCAAGUUCCUCCUCCUGCUCAUAUGGGCUUCAGGUCCAGCCCCAAAACCCCUCCCAGAAGACCAGUUCCUGUUGCAGACUGUGAACCACCCCCCGUGGACAGGAACCUCAAGCCGGACAGAAAAGGUCAAAGUCCUAAAAUUUUAAGACCCAAACCCCAUGGUUUAGAGCGAACUGAUUCACAAACCAUAGGUGACUUUGCUACAAGAAGAAAGGCCAAACCAGCACCUUUAGAAAUAAAACCUUUACCAGAAUGGGAAGAACUACAAGCCCCAGUUAGAUCUCCCAUCACUAGGAGUUUUGCUCGAGACUCCUCUAGGUUCCCCAUGUCACCCCGACCGGACUCUGUGCACAGCACAACAUCAAGCAGUGACUCUCACGACAGUGAAGAGAAUUAUGUCCCCAUGAACCCAAACCUGUCCAGUGAAGACUCAAAUCUUUUUGGCAGUAACAGUCUUGAUGGAGGAAGCAGCCCUAUGAUCAAGCCCAAAGGAGACAAACAAGUGGAAUACCUCGAUCUAGAUUUAGAUUCUGGGAAAUCCACACCACCACGUAAGCAAAAGAGCAGUGGCUCAGGAAGCAGUGUAGCAGAUGAGAGAGUGGAUUAUGUUGUGGUUGACCAACAGAAGACCCUGGCUCUAAAGAGUACCCGAGAAGCCUGGACAGAUGGGAGACAGUCCACAGAAUCCGAAACACCAACCAAGAGUGUGAAAUGAAAAUAACGCUCUGCUGUGUCUGAACAAAAGAGAACUGAAUUGUAAAGAUAAGUCCUGUUUGACUGAAGAUGACUUGACACUUCUACUCUAGGGUAGAUCCUUAACUGAGUAGAGUUGAAGUCAAAGGACCUUUCAGACAUAGUCAAGCAGUUUAGACUGUCAACGGUGCUUUGUGGUAUCUGAACAAUUCAUAACGUGUAAAUAAUGUGGGGAAAUGCUGUUGUUUAGCUCCCAGAGAAACAUUUGUUCUGUAGUUAACACACUUGUAGUAUUACUGUAUUUAUGCACUUUUUCAUUUAAAACAUUGGGGUAUUCCCAAAUGUACCUUAACACAAUUCCUUUGGGAGUUCUUGUUUCUCCUCACACUACUCUCUAUAACAAUACUAAGUUAACUAAGCUACUUUUAGAUUUGGAAAUUACUCUUUAAACUGCAGUCUGAUGUUAAGAUGAAAAGUAGAUUCACAAUUUACCUUUCGAUGUGAAACUUCAGGUGGUAAUCGUUUAAAACCACAGAGUACAGUUGGAAUCAAUCAUUCAUUGCCUUCCAGGAUGCUAAGGAUAAUAUUCUAGGUAUUAGGACAUAGUUCUCUGACUCGUGCACAGUGAGUUCUCAGUGGUGGAACUUUAUUGUAUUUUGUUAAUUACAGUGUUCUUGGUUCAUUGAGUAAAGAUUCUGCAGGGUAGGAUCUUGCACCUUGGAAAGACUGAAUAAUUAUACUAUCAAGUAAGCCUGCAAAUCACAGAUGGCAUGAGGUGAUGAUGUGCUCUCAGACUUGUUAACAUGUAUUACACUUUACAUUAUUUGUAAAACGUAGUUUAUAUAACUAAUCAGGUACGUACCAGGCACUGAUGUGCUAAUACACUGAUCAGGUUUAGACUGAGCUUUAGUUGUGUUCUUGCUAGUCCUAAUAUUUGGUUUCCAAUGUGGAAUUAAUGACACAGUUGACAUUCACUGUUAGUUACAGCAACAUACUGUGAUUUUUCAUUAGACUGUAACUCAGAUUUAUUGCUCUGAGAACAAUUCUGUCCUUUGACGCCAUAGUGCCCUUUCUAUGAUUUUUUUAGACUUUACUUAAUAUUCUUCUUGGCCUUAUAUUUAAAUCCCUAUGCAAUUAACAUUUUAUAUCUGCAUUUUUUUAAAAAACACAUAGAUGUUAUAUAAGGGAUUCUCACGUGUAGCACCUGUUGGCUUUUCCAGUAAAAGAAUUAAGGAUUUUGUACUGUGAUUUAUACUCACUGCCCCAAUUCAAGAAAUAUUGGAGCCUCGAUAUAAUGUGAAAUGUUAUAGUCACGGGCCUCUUCCAACCAAAUUUCUGAAACCACCAGAGGAAUCGUAUCAUUCUGCUUCACUUAUAACAUGGUCCUGUGACACGGAUAUCAAGACGACAAAUUAUACUGAGGCUACAAUUAUACUGAUCUGUCUUGGCUUUGCUACGUAAUUUAGAAAACAGAUAUAGUUUGUUUGUUUGUUUGUUUGUUUUUAACUAAGUGACAUGCAAUCUUCUAUGUAUUGAAUUGAGACCUACUAACAGUUUUUGGAGGGGGGCAUAGAGAUAGGAAUGCCCAUAGCUGAGGCAUAACUCCUUCUAUUCAGACCUCUGUUGCCUGAGUUACACAGAUGUGCCGAUUUCUGGCCUCCUGCCUACAGUACUGUGCCUAAUCAAUGUAAUGGGUAUAUUUCCCCAGUCCACAAACUAAAAAUGUUCAUAACAAGACGAAUUGUAGAUUAGUAACAGUUGAUGCUUUUAAAUGUUUGCUUCUUUUUAAACAAAAACUAAAACCCAGACGUGAAUUUUGAGGUGAAUUUUUAAAUAAAAAAGAUUGUUUGAGUUUGGCGUGCGCAAGCUGUUUUAUAAUGAAACCACAAAAUAAAAUCUAAAAUCAUUGAACUGUGCCUAAACAUUUAAAACACACAACACAGUUGAUGUGUGACAAUACUAAAUUGUGUUAUGUGGAGGAUGAACAUAUUUUGAGAUUUAGAACACAACACUGAAUGUUUUAUUAAUUCAAAAAUGGAAAUCUUGUUUAAAGCUGACUAUCAGAAGAGUGAAACUUUAAGUGUAAUUUCUUCUUUACUACAAGUUACUCACCAUUUUUUUAAGUUCCGCAGCACUGUAAUUUGUAGAAAUGUUCCCGUUGUACAAAGUAAUUUGAGAAUUGAAAUGCAUUAGGUGCAAAAGUAAUUGUGGUUUAAAAGGUUAAAAAUAAAGGCAAAAACUGCAAUUACUUUUGCACCAACCUAAUACUAAGUAGCUUGUUUCACACAAUGAAAUCACCUUUAAUGUUGUAUUAACAAAUUAAAAUAAAAGACAGUUUCUUAUAGACCAGUAUUUUCCAAACAUUUUUUAGCACUAGGAUCUUUUUUAAAUAAAAUUUUGUGUAACUCCAAUACAUAAAGCCUGAAAAGUUCAUUUUAUCAGUAUAAAUCUAUUUUCAGUUCACAUUUAUAUUUAUUUAUUUUAGUCCAUUACUAAGAAUAAGAUCUCUGAAUAACACAAAUAUAAAAUUGGGGUUGUUGAUAGUUGGUGAAAAACUUCAGCAGCCAAUUUAUUUUUAUACCUUGUUUCAUUUGUAUAUUAUUAAGAAAAUUUUGAUUCACACAAACAUAAGUAAGUGCAAACAAUAACAGAUUUUAAACACACAUCUCAGGAGCUUUUUACUAAUUAGAGAUAGCCAAAGUUGUAUUCCAAGGUUUAUACAAAAAUAACUUAUCCUGGUUGUGGAAGUUAAUACAUAAGCAGUCUCCAGUAUGGUAAAACCAAGGCAUGUAACAAAUUAGAAUGUGCAUUUUUAUUAAGUUUUUUUAAAUAUGUACUUAUAACAAAAUUUGAAUCAAACCCUUUUAAUACCCCUAAUGACGUCCAAGAAGCUGAGUUUUGGCCAGGCCUGGGUUGAAAACCACUGGUUAUCGAUGUAACAGUUAUGUUAUACAUCAGAAGUCUUUUUCUCCCACUUGUUUGAUGUUCUCUACCUUUUAGUCCUUAUUUUGAAAAAUUAAAAUUUUAUGAAGGUUUGAAUACCAAAGCACAGUUCUGUUUUCAAAAAUCAAAAUUCAAACUUGAAUAAUAUAAGCUAUUUAACCCACAGAGGGUAUCACUUAGUAAGCUAUAAAUGAUAGUUUUAUCUGCACUCUAGUUUGUACAUUUCCAUCUUUAUUUCUAUCAGUACUACAUAAGCUACUGUGAGU